Messenger RNA from Ostreobium quekettii, 441 nucleotides. Lineage: Eukaryota; Viridiplantae; Chlorophyta; Ulvophyceae; Bryopsidales; Ostreobiaceae. The record is from the annotation of a GenBank genome assembly.
AUGGUAGGGACGCUGUUUGCUGGGUUGUUCGCCUUGGGCUUCUCCGACCUGGCAUACGAGGUAGCCAUGGAUGCAAGGUCGCUGGGCAUGAUCGUCACUCAACGGAACCUGAUAUACUUGGUGAGGUAUCUCACCCAGACCGAUCCCCAAAAGGCUGCCAAUGUCUGGGAGUUGGCUGUAGAUCAGCAGUGUGGAAGAGAGUUGAGCCGCCUGGCUUUCAGUCUUUUCAAGUGCUACAUGGACCAUGGGUUGAUCGACAAAGCAAGGAGCCUGUGUGAAGACAUUAAAUCAAAGAGGGUGCGCACACGAAUGUCUCCCAGGCUUAGAAGGCUCAUCGAAAACACGUUGGAAGGGAAGGAAAGUUGGCGGAAGCAGGCUUCUGGACCGUUGGAUCGAGUUGCUAAAAGAAUGGCAUGGGUUAGUUCAGCUGGUGGAUCGUAG